CUAGCAUUGACCAAGUUGCUUGUCAUCUCUCUAUCCUCAACUGGAUCGUCUCUGGCUCAGGACUUGCUACAGCUCUUCAGUGUGUACAAGCACGGCAGGCCUUGAGCCCUUCAGCAUAUGGUUCUAGUCUCUAGGCGCUUUAGAAGGUCAACGAGUGGCCAAGGACUGUAAAGAGCAGAACAAGCAGCUACUAGGUUCUUACACUUAGCAAGGAUAACAAGUUACAAUAAUGGAACCAGAACAUGUAACGUUUCAGCAAUUAGAAGAAAUUACAGAUGGUUUCUCCGAGGCACGGAAACUUGGUCAAGGCUCGUAUGGAAAGGUUUACAGGGGAGAUUAUAAAAAUGGAGGACAGGUUGCUGUAAAGUUGCUUACUAAUAUGGGGCCGAAAUUUGACAAUAUGCAAUUCCAGGAUGAGUUUGAUAAUCUUAGAAGGCUCAAUCACCCCAAUAUUGUGAAGCUAUAUAGCUACUGCUUUGAAACGCAACAUAAGCAUAUCCAGUAUAACGGAGAAAGUAUUUUUGCUGAAACAAUUAACACAGCGUUAUGCAUGGAGUAUAUGCAGCACGGGAGCCUUGAGAAGUACAUUUCUGGUGAAUCUGAUGGACUUGACUGGCGUACACGUUAUAGUAUUAUUGUGGGUGCCUCUGAGGGUUUAAAAUAUCUUCACGAGGGAUUGGACAAACCCAUAUAUCAUUUGGACAUAAAACCUGACAACAUAUUGCUAGACAAGAACAUGUUACCCAAACUUGCAGAUUUUGGUUUAUCCAAGGUCUUCAAUGAAGAACAAACCCUGGUCUCAGAGUGCCCUAUUGGAACGCCUGGGUACCUGCCACCGGAAUUCAUAGAGCACAAUGUUAUCUCAAAAAUGUUUGACAUAUUUAGCCUGGGUGUUGUAAUGAUCAAGAUAAUCGCGGGGCCCAGUGGACGCACCAAGAGUGCAGAAAUGCCUCGCGACAAUUUUAUUGAUCAAGUUCAUAGGAACUGGAAAAGGAGGUUGCUUACAACUUGGAGCGGUUCUACACUAGAAACAUGUUGCCAGCAAGUAAAGAGAUGCACUGAGAUAGCAUUGGACUGCAUGAAGACUGAUAGGCACAGCAGGCCUACUAUCGGGACUAUCACCGACGAGCUGAUCAAGAUGAUGAGCUACGGCCCAGGGAGCGGGUUCCUGAGCAUCUACAAGCACCUACUUCGGUUUCCCAAGCAGAUAAGCUGUGACCCAGGGGCACAGAGCGGGUUCCUAAGCGUCGACCCACUCCCACUCGAGUCUCCAUUGCAGGGCUUAAUGCCAUGCAAUUCUAGGAUCGCAUGCCCUCUGCACCUAACCAAUAGCACCAACGACCACGUGGCCUUUAUCAUCCACACGGCAGAUUGCUUCAUGGGACCGCUCUGGGGUGUUGUGCCCCCAAAUUCUAAGUACACUCGUGUUCUGACAAUGAGCAAGCCGCUGGCGAGCAUGUACGAACUUCUCUUGACACUCGAGAGCAGCAAAAUGGAUGGUGAGGACAUCAGAAGCCUCGUCGGUCGAGUCUCCGCUGGAUACCGUGAACCGGACUGCUGUUCUGUCUUUGAGAGAGCCAGAGAGAAGGGCCGUGAGGUGCAUCAGGUGAAGGUGACAGCUCGUUAUGAACAACCAGGAGCAGGGGAGGUGACGACGCAGCAGCUAACACUGGAACCCAGAGUCAUGGUUCAACCGGAAAAAACUAAAAUGCCAGCGCAUUCUUUCGAUUUUCAUCCAACAGAACCUUGGAUUUUGGCGGUGGGAAUAUCUCCCCAGUUGUCGUACGAAACACCAAAGGAUUUGCCGCAAUCAUCCUCCAAAACAAAACGAGGAGUACCAUUAAAGCAGUUUGUUCACGUCUGGAACUACGAGACGCAGGCAAGCAGUCUCUUUCAUAAUCUCACUAGUGGCUUGAUUACUCUUCCUAAGAUCUUGCAAGAAUAUUGUAGUGAAUCAGUUCAGAAGGGCCUUUGA
This is a messenger RNA of Lolium rigidum, 1975 nucleotides long. Its product is annotated as probable leucine-rich repeat receptor-like protein kinase At5g49770. Gene Ontology annotation, biological process: protein phosphorylation. Bases 230 to 1975 code for a protein of 581 amino acids. The record is from RefSeq and is a predicted model, not a curated record. Gene Ontology annotation, molecular function: ATP binding; protein kinase activity. The transcript is spliced from 12 exons. NCBI's taxonomy places the organism in Eukaryota, Viridiplantae, Streptophyta, Magnoliopsida, Poales, Poaceae.